AUGGGCAUUGACUGUGUCUCAAACCGGAUGUUAAAAAAAGACACAUCUCUCUCUCUCUCUCUCUCUCUCUCUCUCUCUCUCACUCGAUCUCUUACUCUCUCUAUUUCUCUCUCUCAGUCGCUCUUUUACUCUCACUAUUUCUCUCUCUCACUAGCUCCCUUACUCUCUCUAUUUCUCUCACUCUCUCUCUUACUCUCUCUAUUUCUCUCUCUUACUCUCUCUAUUUCUCUCUCUCACUCGCUCUCUUACUCUUUCAAUUUCUCUCUCUUAUUCGCUCUCUUACUCUCUAUUUCUAUCGCUCUCACUCGCUCUCUUACUCUCUCUAUUUCUCUCACUCACUCGCUCUCUUACUCUCUCUGUUUCUCUCUCUCACUUGCUCUCUUACUCUAUUUCUCUCUCCCUCACUCGUUCUCUUACUCUCUCUAUUUCUCUCUCACACACGCUCUCUUACUCUCUCUAUUUCUCUCUCUCUCACUCGCUCUCUUACUCUAUUUCUCUCUCCCUCACUCGUUCUUUUACUCUCACUAUUUCUCUCUCUCACUCGCUCUCUCUCUCUCUCUCUAUUUCUCUCUCCCUCUCUAUUUCUUUCGCUCUCUCUCUCUGAUUUCUUGUCUGAAAGAAAUCUAUUUACGACACCUAACUAUUUAUUCUUAG
Acanthosepion pharaonis is the source of this 654-nucleotide messenger RNA. The record is from the annotation of a GenBank genome assembly. NCBI's taxonomy places the organism in Eukaryota, Metazoa, Mollusca, Cephalopoda, Sepiida, Sepiidae.